CAGAUUUUGACGAUUCGUCAGCGUCAAUUCUGAGUCUGAGGACUUGCAUCUACGUGAACGCAACGCUCUUAAUCGAACAGCGAUAAUGGCUCUGUUUCCCAUGCUGUACGGAGACAACUGGGGUCCCUCCGAUUUCGCCCGGCGGUUCUUCAACGACGACUUCGGACGCACGUUCCUUGACGGUGAGCUGUUCGACCCUCCGUUCUUCCACCAGCGGUUCUACCUGGAACCCAGCCGGUUGGGUCGGGCCGUCGCCGAACUUCAGCAGAACCAACCCGGCGAGACGGUUGCCUGCACUGGCGACAAGUUCGCCAUUAACGUUGACACCCGGCACUUCUCCCCAGAAGAGAUCACCGUCAAGACUAAGGACAACAGCGUCAUCAUUCAUGGCAAGCACGAAGAGAAGUCUGACGACCGCGGCUGCUACGUGAAGCGUGAGUUCACCCGCCGCUACGUCUUGCCAGAGGACGUCGACCCGGAGUCCGUCAAGUGUCAGCUGACCCCGACCGGCUACCUCGCCUUGGAAGCUCCUCGCAAGAACCCUCCUCCCAAGGUUGACAAGAGCAAGCCCAUACCCAUCGAGGUUCGUCACGAGUCCAGCGGCAGUGGAGACAAGAAGUGAGCACGAACUUUAGCUACUCUAUCUGUACCGGUGACACAGAACAUCUCGGAAAGGUGCUUCGUGUGACUUGAGUGACACCGCUAAGCUAGCGGCUACUUCGGACCACCGGAAGCCAAGUGUGUAAACCAAAGCGGGAAGAUCGAGUUGCGAGCUGGUCUCGAAGCAAACUUCCCUUAGGACUGUUUUCUUCUUCACUAUGAACAUUUCUAGUGCUCACAAAGUUUCAUGUUUGUUGUGCUGUUAAUAAAUUAAGUUCCUUUCUACUA
Messenger RNA from Rhipicephalus sanguineus (brown dog tick), 888 nucleotides. RefSeq names its product heat shock protein Hsp-12.2. The transcript has a single exon. The record is from RefSeq and is a predicted model, not a curated record. Gene Ontology annotation, molecular function: protein folding chaperone. Gene Ontology annotation, biological process: response to heat; protein refolding. NCBI's taxonomy places the organism in Eukaryota, Metazoa, Arthropoda, Arachnida, Ixodida, Ixodidae. Bases 86 to 622 code for a protein of 178 amino acids.